AUUCAAGGCUCAAGCACAUGAAACGUGACUUGCUUGUCAUGGAUUUCUUCAUUGUUGUAUGUCUAAUGGAUUAAGUCCCCAAAAUUGUGUUAUACUCAAUUAACGGCUCAUGGUUUAUAUAAUAAAGUACCUACAAAAGGACCAUGGAAUGUUAUUGAUACCCAAUUUGAGAAUCAACACCGAACGGGGCUAAAAUCAACAUAUAACUACAGAGCCUUGUACUGUCCACAACAAGGACAAGAUAACACAAUUCGGAUAAGGAUUGAUGAAGAAUAGGAGCCUAACCUAACCUACGUAGAAGGCAACGUGGAAAAUCUACGACUCAAGAAAAUGGAGCUUAAUGAACAAGAGAAACAUGAAGAUCAACAUUUAGGACAAGAUGAAGAGCAAGACUUGCAUUCAUUGAAACCUAGGCCUAGGCCUAUGUCACCUAGUAUGGGUAAACGAGUGAGAUUGCAAUCAGAAAAAGGUAAGAUGUAUAAUUUUGAUCUUCUGGUUGAUGAAUUCAAAAAACAAAGGAGAUUGUUGGGCAAGAUAAAUAAGGAAGCAGAUUUGGCACUUUCUAAAAAUGAUUGUAAUGUAGGCCUACUACAGGAUGUUGCAAAUAGGCUUCAAAUAGAAUUAAAGAAUAUUGACAUAACUCUCUCUAAAUUGAAAGAAUCAGAAAUACCAGAGGUUGACAUUGUACAGAGUUUAGAGUAUAAUUACCAGGAAAUAUGCUUUGAAAGUCACACUAGGUUAACAAAAUUAAAAGAAAAAAUGAAACAUGACCAAGAUGAUAAAAUGUCAAAUGUCUCUCUAAAGUCAAAGUCUUCAUCUAGUAGGUCACAUCAUACAAGUGUAAGUAAAUCUUCACGUGUUUCUAGUAUUAAGAGAAUAGAACUAAGCACAAAACUGGCUAGGUUAGGCACAGAAAGAAAAUACCAUGACAUAAUGGAGAAGGCUAGAGCAGAUUUAAAGAAAUUAGAAAUUGACAAAGAAAUUGAAGCCACUAAUGCUGAGAUAUGUGCAGUUAAUAAAAUUUUAGAGGAAGAAAAUGAAACUGAUCCACAGUCAUGCUUGAGUUUUCCGUUAGGUGAAAAUAACCAACCCACUGAAGGUCUCUUGCACAGAUAUCUUGAGGAUAGUAGAGUUGUAAAUUAUUCAUUGUCAGGUUCCAGUGUACAAAAGUCCCUUUCCUUUGCUGGAGGUUUAGAUAGUAUAGACAAAAUUUAGACAAAAGGAAGGCAGAAAUAAAGGCAAUGACUGAUCUAAAUCCAAAUGCUCAGGUGUUUAAAUUUCAAACAGAUUUCAUACAACCAGGGAAACCAAGGCUAGACCAUAAUUAUAAUUACCAGCCCAUAGGACGCUCACAGCCAAGUAAACUUAGGCUAGGCCAAGAAACAAACCGGAACUCAGAUUUCAAAAUACCAAAUGAGCCUAGGCUAAGUUGUAGUACUAUAGAUGAGGCAUCCCAUGAGGUAAUAGGUGAACCUAGGUUAAUAGUAGAUCCCAAAAAUACCUUCACUUGGAAUACACAACCUGAUGUUAAUAGACCAAGGCUACACACUCAUGAACCCCUGGCAGAUUUUCAUGAACAACCUAACAUUAUCAAUAAUGAUAACGUAAAGUCCAGUCAAGUUUAUCAAUGGGAUAUUUUAAAAGGUUUUGCUGAUCCUCAAAAUCAGAACUUAGAGAAACUAGCCGACUUGUUUGCUGCAAGGCAACGUAAAGACAAUUUACCCGUUAAAGAACCAGAGGUAUUUUCUGGAGAUUUGCUGAAGUACCCUCAAUGGAAAGCAUCAUUUAUUACAUUAAUUGAAUAUAAAACAGAUGAUGCUGCUGAAAGAUUGUUCUACUUAGGUAAAUAUACGGAUGGUCAGGCUAAAGCUGCCAUUGAUAAUCUUAUUUUUUUUGGCACCCAAGACGCUUACGACAAGGCUUGGAAGAUACUUCAUGAUAGGUUUGGAAAUAAAUUUACUGUUGCUGAUGCCUUUAGAAGCAAGCUUGAAGAUUGGCCUAAGAUUACAAUUAAUGAUGGUCCAGGUUUGAGGAAAUUUUCUGAUUUCUUAGAACACUGUAAAACAGCCAUGGGAAUCAUAAAGUACUUAGCAAUUCUUAACGAUCCUAAAGAAAACAGACUUAUGUUACAGAAGUUGCCUGCUCAAAUUGCAGAGAGAUGGAAUUGUAUAGUAACUAAAAGAAUCACAAUUGAUGAAGAGGAAUAUCCAUUUUUUGAAGUUUACAAGGUUCAUAAGAGAUGA
Macrobrachium nipponense is the source of this 2243-nucleotide messenger RNA. RefSeq lists its product as uncharacterized. The record is from RefSeq and is a predicted model, not a curated record. The transcript has 2 exons. Lineage: Eukaryota; Metazoa; Arthropoda; Malacostraca; Decapoda; Palaemonidae. Bases 1242 to 2243 code for a protein of 333 amino acids.